Mesitornis unicolor (brown roatelo) is the source of this 1077-nucleotide messenger RNA. RefSeq names its product ephrin type-A receptor 3. The annotation marks the transcript as partial. The record is from RefSeq and is a predicted model, not a curated record. The transcript has 7 exons. Gene Ontology annotation, biological process: axon guidance. Gene Ontology annotation, molecular function: transmembrane-ephrin receptor activity; protein binding. Lineage: Eukaryota; Metazoa; Chordata; Aves; Mesitornithiformes; Mesitornithidae. Gene Ontology annotation, cellular component: neuron projection.
CUUGUCGACCUGGUUUCUACAAAGCCUCUGCUGGCAAUGUGAAGUGUGCCAAAUGCCCACCUCACAGCUCUACCUACGAAGAUGCAUCUCUGAACUGCAGGUGUGAAAAGAAUUACUUUCGCUCUGAGAAAGACCCUCCAUCCAUGGCUUGCACCAGACCACCAUCUGCUCCAAGAAAUGUUAUCUCUAACAUCAAUGAGACAUCCGUUAUCCUGGAUUGGAGCUGGCCUCUUGACACUGGAGGUCGGAAAGAUGUCACUUUCAACAUCAUUUGCAAAAAAUGUGGGGGAAACAUCAAGAUGUGCGAGCCAUGUAGUGACAACGUGCGAUUCUUACCCCGUCAGACUGGACUCACCAACACCACGGUGACAGUAGUGGACCUUUUAGCACAUACCAAUUAUACUUUUGAGAUUGAUGCAGUGAACGGAGUAUCUGACUUGAGUAUGCUUUCCAGACAAUUUGCUGCUGUCAGCAUCACAACUAAUCAGGCUGCUCCAUCCCCCAUCACAGUCAUAAGGAAGGACAGGACAUCCAGGAACAGUGUGUCUCUGUCUUGGCAAGAACCCGAACAUCCGAAUGGGAUCAUCUUGGAUUAUGAGGUCAAAUACUAUGAAAAGCAGGAACAAGAGACAAGCUAUACUAUUCUGAGAGCCAAAGGCACCAACGUUACUAUCAGUGGCCUCAAACCUGACACCACCUAUGUCUUCCAAAUUCGAGCCCGAACUGCAGCUGGAUAUGGGACCAACAGCCGCAAGUUUGAGUUUGAAACCAGUCCGGACUCAUUCUCCAUUUCCAGUGAGAAUAGCCAGGUUGUAUUGAUUGCCAUUUCAGCGGCGGUAGCCAUUAUUCUCCUCACAGUUGUGGUGUACGUCCUGAUCGGAAGAUUCUGUGGAUACAAGAAGUCUAAACAUGGCACUGAUGAGAAAAGAUUGCAUUUUGGGAAUGGCCAUUUAAAACUCCCAGGCCUGAGAACUUACGUAGAUCCGCAUACAUAUGAGGAUCCAAAUCAAGCUGUGCAUGAAUUUGCCAAGGAACUAGAUGCUUCUAAUAUAUCCAUUGAUAAAGUAGUUGGAGCAG